AUGGCGAGCGUAACUUGUAAGGCCACGCUUCACUCUCAGCGCGUUACCGCACGAAGCGAAAGAGGUUUGACGAAGCGGAAUGUCCGAAAGGCUGUGCGUAGCUUGAGAAGAGAGAAAAUAAACUCCUGCCCUAAAGCUGUAUCCAGCGAUGCGGAAGAGGAUACCACCGCUCGACCCGUUUACCCGUUUGCCGCCAUCAUCGGCCAAGAAGAAAUGAAAUUUGCGGCAAUGAUGAAUAUCAUUGAUCCAAAUAUUGGUGGUAUCAUGGUCAUGGGUGACCGUGGCACUGGAAAGUCAACCACGGUUCGUUCUUUGACUGAUUUACUACCUUACAUCGAGGUCGUGGCGGAUGAUCCGUAUAUGAGUAGUCCGACAGAUCCGAACUUGAUGUCACCCGAUGUUUUAGCAGCUUACAGAGCGAAGCAACCACUCGAGACGGCGUUCGUUCCCAUCAACAUGGUUGACCUUCCACUUGGUGCAACAGAAGACCGCGUCUGCGGUACCAUUGAUAUCGAAAAGGCGCUAACCGAAGGCACAAAGGCAUUUGAACCUGGACUACUCGCUAAGGCUAAUCGAGGAAUCCUCUAUGUUGAUGAGGUCAACUUGCUUGACGAUCACCUUGUCGACGUCUUACUUGACUCUGCUGCUUCGGGCUGGAAUACCGUCGAGCGUGAAGGUAUCAGUAUUUGCCAUCCUGCACGAUUUAUUCUCAUCGGAUCUGGUAACCCUGAAGAAGGCGAACUACGUCCUCAACUCUUGGAUCGCUUUGGUAUGCACGCUCAAAUUAAGACAGUAAAGUUACCAGAGGAGCGCGUCAAGGUGGUUGAAGAGCGCACCGCAUUUGACACUGAUCCGAAGACUUUCCGAGCUCGAUACAAAGAGAAGCAGGAUGAAAUUAUAGAUCGGGUCACUCGCGCUCGCACUUUGUUGCCAGAAGUUGAGGUUCCCAUGGACAUUCGAUUGAAAAUUUCACAAGUUUGUGCUGAACUUGAUGUGGAUGGCCUUCGGGGGGAUCUUGUUACCACUCGCGCGUCUCGGGCCGCCGCCGCGUACAGAGGGUCGAAAGUAGUCACAGAUGAAGAUGUAUACUCUGUUGUGUCGCUUUGCUUGCGCCAUAGGCUCCGCAAGGAUCCAAUGGCGACGAUCGAUGAAGGGUCUCGCGUGAUCGAGGUGUUCUCCUCUGUGUUUGGCUACGAAACGGAGUAG
Messenger RNA from Ostreococcus tauri, 1206 nucleotides. RefSeq names its product Magnesium chelatase, ATPase subunit I. Lineage: Eukaryota; Viridiplantae; Chlorophyta; Mamiellophyceae; Mamiellales; Bathycoccaceae. The transcript is spliced from 4 exons. Gene Ontology annotation, biological process: chlorophyll biosynthetic process. Bases 1 to 1206 code for a protein of 401 amino acids. Gene Ontology annotation, molecular function: ATP hydrolysis activity; ATP binding; magnesium chelatase activity. The record is from RefSeq and is a predicted model, not a curated record.